Corylus avellana is the source of this 1525-nucleotide messenger RNA. The record is from RefSeq and is a predicted model, not a curated record. NCBI's taxonomy places the organism in Eukaryota, Viridiplantae, Streptophyta, Magnoliopsida, Fagales, Betulaceae.
GCACUACCGAACCAAGCCGCCACUCUUGCAUCGCUUCUCAGCUACCAGUUCGUUUUCUUAACUUUGACUCCUGUGCAAGCUUUGUGUGUGUACUCUCCAGAGGCCCGCCUCUCGCUCACUCUCUCUCUCAGAAAUUCUGUCAAACACUAGAUAAUCAAGUUAGCAGAAACUGCUUUGAAAUGAUCGUAGUAUGCUAACUGCUAAGGCAAAUGAGAAGAACUGAUUGAGCUCGCAUUUAUCUAUGUGCUUGAGUGCCAUGGAGUUUUCAUCUCGUUUUAAUCUUGGGGUUCGGAGGUCAUGUGCAACUAUUUGGUUAUGGAUGGCUUUGGUGCUUCUGCUGCAUAAUAGUAGAGGGGUAGUCUCAGAUUCCAAGUAUUCGAUUGGGCUUGGAAGCUAUGACAUUACAGGACCUGCAGCUGAUGUUAAUAUGAUGGGAUAUGCUAAUACAGAACAGAUCGCAUCCGGGAUUCACUUCAGACUGCGAGCUCGCACUUUUAUUGUUGCGGAGCCUGAAGGGAACCGGGUAGUAUUUGUUAAUCUUGAUGCUUGCAUGGGUUCACAACUUGUAACAAUUAAAGUGAUUGAGAGGUUGAAGGCCAGGUAUGGAGACUUAUAUACAGAAAAGAAUGUAGCUAUUAGUGGAAUUCACACUCAUUCUGGCCCUGGGGGCUAUCUCCAAUAUGUUACGUAUAUUGUAACAUCUCUUGGAUUUGUACGCCAGUCAUUUGAUAUCCUUGUUGACGGGAUUGAGAAAAGCAUUAUACAAGCUCACGAAAAUCUCCGGCCAGGAUCAAUUUUUGUAAGCAAGGGACAGCUCUUAGAUGCUGGUGUCAACCGCAGUCCUAGUGCUUAUCUUUAUAAUCCCGCAGCAGAGCGUAGUAAAUAUAAGUAUGAUGUUGACAAGGAAAUGACCCUUUUGAAGUUUGAAGAUGAUGAGUGGGGUCCAGUUGGUAGCUUUAAUUGGUUUGCAACUCAUGGAACUUCUAUGAGUCGUACAAAUUCAUUGAUAAGUGGGGAUAACAAAGGCGCUGCUGCAAGAUUUAUGGAAGACUGGUUUGAGCAGAAUGGUAUUGGAAGCUCAUAUUCUGAUAAAUUUGGAGCUGAUGGAAUCCCAUGGAGAGUCUCAAACAUAAGUCCUGACGUUCAUGAUAACCACCAUGAGUUACUGGAGCUCGCUGCAUUCUUCCAGUCUCCUCCUGGCAGACCAGCAGCCAGCAUUCCGAGUGUUGCUACACGUGUCAGGAGUGCUCUCAGGCAAGAUAACAAGCCUGCAUUUGUAUCUGCUUUUUGUCAAUCGAACUGUGGUGAUGUUAGCCCAAAUGUUCUUGGCGCAUUCUGCACAGACACUGGGCUACCUUGUGACUUCAAUCACAGUACAUGUGGUGGGAAGAAUGAGUUGUGCUAUGGCCGAGGACCAGGUUACCCUGAUGAAUUUGAAAGUACACGUAUUAUUGGAGAGAGGCAAUUCAGAAAGGCUGUAGAGCUUUUUAACAAAGCAUCUGAACAGUUAGAGGGGAAGGUUGAC